Haplochromis burtoni (Burton's mouthbrooder) is the source of this 6037-nucleotide messenger RNA. Its product is annotated as oxysterol binding protein-like 11. Gene Ontology annotation, cellular component: membrane; cytosol; intracellular membrane-bounded organelle. Gene Ontology annotation, molecular function: sterol binding. Lineage: Eukaryota; Metazoa; Chordata; Actinopteri; Cichliformes; Cichlidae. The coding region runs from base 294 to 2450 and encodes 718 amino acids. The record is from RefSeq and is a predicted model, not a curated record. The transcript has 13 exons.
AAGGUGAGUCACAUGACCGUGUCCCCAACCGAAGCCAGUAAAUAUCAGGCUAGCUAGCAGUCUGUUAGCUACUCCCAGUUCCAGUAGACCAGACCAUGUUUUUUCAGCUGUCAUCUGCCAGUUGUCAGUCCAGCGUGUGUAGCCUGUUCGGUGGUGCUUUUCGUUAAGCGAUGACCUCCCAGUAAGAGAGACUCCGUCCUUUAAAAAAAAUCAGCUCUGUAGACUUGGCUGGCUUUACAGGUUAGCUUAGCGCUAGCAAGCUGCGUCCAGAGGAGGUGUCGUUGCUAGUGACUAUGCAAGGAGAAACCACGACGAUCCGAAUCACGGAAAACGAAGGCAAGCUGGAUGUAUAUCCCCAGAACAGGACCCCGAGCUCGGGGAGAGCGAGUGCCAAAAGCUGGCAGUACAGCGAUCACAUGGAGAAUAUUGAUGGCUACCUGAUGAAAUAUACCAACCUGGUGACAGGCUGGCAGUACAGGUUCUUUGUCUUGAACAACGAGGCGGGCCUGCUUGAGUAUUUUGUCAAUGAGCAGUCACGGCCACAGAAGCCCCGUGGCAUGCUCCCUUUGGCGGGGGCCGUCAUUUCCCCGAGUGAUGAGGACUCGCAUACCUUCACUGUCAAUGCCAUCAGUGGGGAGCAGUACAAGCUCAGGGCCUCUGAUGCCAAAGAGAGGCAGCACUGGGUCAGCAGGCUACAGAUCUGCACGCAGCACCACACAGAGGCCAUGGGGAAGAGUCAGCCUCCGUCAAAGUCCCGGAGUUACUCCACGGCGUCUCAGGGCAGCGGCAGCUCCCCGAUGUCCAUGCGCCGGCACAGCCAAAACCCCGCCUCUUUGUUUGGCUGGUCGCAGGUCAGAGGCUCGUCGGCCUACUCCAGUAAGCGGUCCCUGCUGCCCGACCACCUGAUGGACGCAAGAGAGAUGAUGAGCCAAGCCCAGGGUCAGCACAAAGACCUGAUCCAGGGCAUUGAGGGCCUGCCUGCGACUCCUGGCCUUUCCCCCCUGGACCAGGACCUGCUGAUGCUCAAGGCCACUUCCAUGGCCACCAUGAACUGCCUCAAUGAGUGCCUGCACAUCCUCCACCUGCAGCAGGUGGCCCGACAGAGAAGCUCCUUAGGAGGACCCACCAUUGAGUGGCUGGAGCCCAAACUGCCCGACAUCCUGAAGAAUGGCAGCAGCUCUCUGGGCAGCUUCGCGACAGGUGAGGGCCCGCUGGAGGGGAACCGCUUGGAGCUCAGCAGCCCCGAGUCCUGCAACUUCUCCGGGGAACAGGAAGACAUAGAUGCAGAGGAUGAAUUGGAGGACUCCUUUACGGACAAGGAGGAGGACCUGGGUGCCGUGGAGGAGGAACGGAGCGUCAUUCUACACCUGCUGUCGCAGCUGAAGCUGGGGAUGGACCUCACGCGGGUGGUCCUCCCCACCUUCAUUCUCGAGAAGCGCUCUCUGCUGGAGAUGUACGCAGACUUCAUGUCCCAUCCGGAUCUCUUUGUGACCAUCACAGAUGGCAGCAGUCCGGAGGACCGCAUGGUCCGGUUUGUGGAGUACUACCUCACCUCUUUCCACGAGGGCCGCAAAGGCGCCAUUGCCAAAAAACCCUACAACCCCAUCAUUGGCGAGACCUUCCACUGCUCCUGGAAGGUGCCCAAGAGACCAGACGCCUCCAAGGAGCCUUCACAGGGAAGCCCCGACCCCACUGCUUCCAGCCAGGACUCCUACCAAGUGCGCUUUGUGGCGGAGCAGGUUUCCCAUCAUCCCCCUGUGUCUGGUUUCUACGCCGAAUGCCAGGAGAGGCGGAUGUGUGUGAACACACAUGUGUGGACCAAGAGCAAGUUCAUGGGCAUGUCCAUUGGGGUAUCGAUGGUGGGGGAAGGUUGUCUGUAUUUGCUGGAGCACGAUGAGGAGUACACCUUCACGCUGCCCUGCGCCUAUGCUCGCUCCAUCCUCACCGUUCCCUGGGUGGAACUUGGCGGCAAAGUCACCAUCAACUGCGCCAAGUCGGGUUACUCGGCAGUCAUUACUUUCCAGACUAAACCCUUUUAUGGAGGCAAAUUACACAAGGUAACAGCAGAGGUGAAGCACAACUCCACCAAUGCAGUGGUGUGCCGCGUACAGGGCGAGUGGAACGGCGUCUUGGAGUUCAGCUUCACUAACGGAGAGAUGAGGGUGGUCGACGUCACCAGGCUGCCUGUGACGAAGAAGCACGUGCGGCCAGUAGAGAAGCAAGGACCGACUGAAUCCAGGCGCCUGUGGCAGCACGUGACCGAGGCUUUACGGCAGAAAGACGUCGAGAAAGCCACUGAGCAUAAGACAGUCCUCGAGGAGAGGCAGCGGACAGAAGAGAGGCACCGUGUCGAGACAGAAACCCCCUGGAGGACCCGAUACUUUGACCGAGAGGGUGAAGGUUGGGUUUAUCACAAGCCACUUUGGAAAAACUCUACAUUCAAAUCCUAGUUUCUUCAGCCCCCUCCUAUCUUGGAUGUUGAUAUUGUAGAUUCAGGAGUGUGUGUGUGUGUGUGUGUUUGUGAGUGUGCCGGAGUGUGUCUGCGUGCACACACGCAUGUGGCCGUUGGUUAUGAAAUGACAAGCAUGACCUGCACUGACGUACAGACGAAUGCAACGCUGAGGGGGGAGAAGGACCGAGACGGCAUGGCCGAAGGUGUUCUCGAAUCUCUCACAUGAUGUUCAGGAAGAGUACAAGUUUUUGUACUGCAGAUUAGUUUUUUUUGUUUUUUUUAAUAAUCUAAUGUCAAUGAAAACAUAUUCUUGUACAGGUAAUGGUACUCUAUUUACACAGCCUUAAGAUGAUCUGAUGAAUGAUACUCUGUUUGGACUCGGAUGAUCUGCCUGGAUAUGGUUUCUUCUUCCUCUCCUCUUUUUAAACUGUGGUCUCACCUGAGGAUAAAGGGACUUUUGGUGAAUAUCUUCUUUAAAUAGGAAAGAAAAUCCCCAAGUAACUGGAGAAUACAUCUCAUAAAGCUGAAUCUGUGUAUUUGAGCUGAUAAAACAGAAGUCAUUCCCUCUGUCACUGGAUGUAUUUACUUACUCGUGGUGUUUUGAUCUGAGCAGUACAGAAACAUUUAGUGGAUGCCUCCCAGAGUAAUUAUUAAACGGGGCAAUUUCCCAGAGUAUAUACAUAAAAUAGCACAUUGAGCAGUGCUUACAGAAAUUUACGUACUUUAAAAUGACAGAUUUAAAGAAAAGUACUAAAAAUUAAAAAAAUAACUGCAUCUGAAUACUGAACACUGAAUUCACUCACUGUUUACUGUAGACUGCACUGCGUUUAAUGUGUUUACUCUCAUUUUAUACAUUUAGUUAUCUUGUCACUCUGAAGGAAAGGCCCCAGUCAUAUAGGCCUAGAGACAGGUUGGCAACCUGAUGGCAACCACCAGUUGGUAGGUGGUGCUGGCAGUUGCAAAGAAGGUGCACUAGAACUGCUUUAGUUUCUAGCAUGUUGCUUAUAGUUUGCUUGGAAGACACCAACUUGUCUGCAAACACUUUGCAAUGGCUCUCUGAGCAGUAGUGAAACUAUGAAGAGUGCAAAACAAGCCUGCAAUAGAGACCGCUCACCCUCAAGGUGGAAGUUGAGUCCUUUAAAACAUGUUUUCAGUAAUAAGGCGUACUUUUACUUUGAAUUUGAACGGUGUCUAUUUCCGGUUUGCAUCACAUUCUCAAUUCGUAGUUUCACUCCUGCUCAGAGAGUAGUUGGGAGACUGUUUGGAUAACACCCAAGGUUUCUUUGCGCCAACUACUCACGACCUUUCACCGAAGCAAUAACAAAGAGGUUAUUGGUGCAGCACCCUAUAUCGCUUUGCGAUCAGUUUUACCUUUCAACUGCUGGGAACCACUCCCCAAGCAGUUUGGAAAUAUGCCCCCCUCCCCCAGUGACGAGAGGUUGCCUGGGGUUUCCAGGUGUGCGUAAGAAGUCUAAGAUGACCUUGGUGGCAUCACUAUGACUCUAUUAGGGUUUUGUUUUUUUUGUUUUUUUAAAUCAUAAAAUUUAGUUAAAGCUCCCCUUUAAGCUGUAAGCAGAUCUAUCUUAGGGUUUGGUGAUGGGUAAAAUUCUCCAACAGUUCCAAAUAGUUACCGUGUCCAGUAGUGGGUGCUGUGUUUGUGCAACCUUUGCUCAGUAAUGCAUUGUGCCACGAGGUUUCCUUAACAUCAACCGUACAUUUCCAGAGGGGUGUACAACAAAGCAAGUUCAACAACCUAAAAACACGUUCACAGAUGAUCUGUUGUACUAAUCAACUUUGUUAACCUUCGAACGUUAUUGGAUUUCAUGACUUAAACAAUCUGAUAUAUUGGUUAGUUUUUCUUGAGAUUUCCCUAAUGUUUGUUAUGUAUGAUUGUUUAUUAGCCGUUACUAAGGGCAUUGCAGUUCAAAAAUAAUCUUGUUUUAUUGUCACAAGUAAUGGAUUACUCUGUUACAGUCUGCUUGGAUCAGUUGGUUAUUGUUUGUGGCUUCCAACACGUUGCCAGCGGGAAGUUGCAGAGUGCCCUCUGGUGGACACAACAUCAACCCCUGGCAAGGCUGAAGGGUGUUUCUCUCAUUUCUUUCUUCCCUACUGUAUCACGGUUUCAUUUUAACAGUUAUUAAUGGCAACAGAUUAGCACAUCGCUGACAUUAGCUAAUAGCUGAGAUGAGCCAAUAGCUAAGAUUAGCGCUGCUCUGAAAAUAACCUGCUCCACACCAGGUUGUUUGGCAUAAGUUGCCAUGGUGAUUUAUCCAGUUUGAAACCCCCCCCCCGCACACACACACCUUUGUGAUGCUGAAGACUUUGACUUUAGGCUAAACUUAGCUUGUUAUCCUUUCAUCUUGCUUCAUAGUACACCCCUCAGGUCUGUACAGCAGAAGGAGGCACCACCUUGUGGCACUAUUCAGCAAUUGCACUUUACAAGCUAAAUAAUUCUCAAGAAGACAGACCACUAAAAGAACAAAACUUGCACAUUGACACUCCCCAUUGUAAGUGCUUAGUAGUGCAUUCGUGAGCAACUAUGAUGCAGAGUUUUAGGUAAGUAGGUCAGACCAAAAAACAGUGUUUUAAAAGAGCUAAAUGAGCACGUAACCAGCCAACAUGUACACUGAAUUUAACGCCAAGUUUAGUCAGUGUACGCCCUUGUUGAUGAUCACUAUAAAUUCCUUUAGAAACACAAAAAGUUUCCUUUCAAAGCUUCAGCUCUCAAUUUAAUGCUGAAUGCUGUUAAUAUUGAUGUGGGUUUUGUUUUUGUUUGUUUUUUUUGACAAGUUCACGUUGCUGGAACAGCAUGUUGUAGACUGAAAAUUAGCAAAUUUUAUUAAAUAAUUAAAUGAUUCAGUCGCAGGUGAAUGCUUCUUAAAAGGACAAAAAAAAAUGCUAUGCCACUCUUCAUGUCUUUUGCCUUUUUUCUUUGUGGUUUUGCAGUGUUUGGAAAAGUCCUGCAGCAUGAUUGCAAACUCACUUAAAUUUCCUAAUGUCUGUUGUGAAAGCUUUUAACCAAAUUUGCUUCUUUUUGUAAUGUAAAUAAAUAUUUUCUUUAAAUGUGUGUCCAUCCCCGAGCUUGCCCUUCUUAUUUCUGGAGUCACUUUGAGUACUUCAUGUUCAAUCAGUGUUUGUUUUCCUCUUUGAUUCCACUCUACCGUGCUGUGACGUAUACAUGAUAUCCUGUAUGUAUCGCCUCCCUGCUAAAGCAACACGUUCUGAGAGCAGAAAGCCACCCUGCCAUUGAUAAGCUACCCCCUUCAAAUCUCGGUGCCUUAUGUAAACUCUUCAUGUGCGUGUGCCGUCCAGCAAGGAGCACGGCACUCAUCACCUACUUAUCUGACCGAUGCAAUGAUGUAUGUAUUGUUAACGUGUGUUUGAUUUUUUUCUUUUUUGUUUCUUUUUUUAAAUCAAUGCUUGACGUCGAGACUUCGACUGAGCACUUUUACUAACGGUUUUGACAUCCUCCUAGUUUUUGGAUUCUGCUGGUUGUCUUGCAGGUCUCUGAAAUGCACUGAAGGAAACCUGGUAUGGGAAAAAAUGGAUGUGUGAGAUAAUCUAAUAAAUGGUGUAUCACUUGUA